Molecule: messenger RNA, 4904 nt
Organism: Oncorhynchus kisutch (coho salmon)
Lineage: Eukaryota; Metazoa; Chordata; Actinopteri; Salmoniformes; Salmonidae
Product: solute carrier family 2, facilitated glucose transporter member 1-like
Exons: 11
Coding region: 591-2147 (518 amino acids)
Biological process (GO): response to insulin; dehydroascorbic acid transport
Cellular component (GO): basolateral plasma membrane; plasma membrane; apical plasma membrane
Molecular function (GO): D-glucose transmembrane transporter activity
Source: RefSeq, a predicted model, not a curated record
CAAGGUCGACUUCGCAGAGCAUCAUGGGGAGGGCACUGAAUCCACUGGUUCUACCCGGGGACCGCUACAUCCCCAACAACUAAAACAACGCUGGUUCACCAUCACCACCAUAAUAGGAGAAUCACGCCUUUGCCCAUGACGGCAUAGCUGUCACGAGAUGCGGAUGCAAAAUAGCGAGUCACGGAUAAAUCAGAAAGGAGGUUGGUUACGCAGAGAGCAUCUCGUUUUUCAUAGGUUGAUGGAAGCUGGGCUAUUGUCGAAAGGGGAACGUGCGGAUUGUCGCGCAUCCACUCCACGAACCUGAGCUAUAGGAAACGAAAAACGUAGACAUUUUCAAGAGGCUGUUUUUACAGUACCGCAUUGGUGCCAGUGGAAUCGUUAAGGGUGAGAGAGGAAUAGCAAGUCUGGUCACGACAGUUUCAGCACCAAGGACAGCGACGAAUCAGUUCCUUAUUUUUUGAGGCUGCAGCUUUGAAGACUGGGCGGUUCCGCAAGGCUUUUCUACCUGAAGAUCUUUUCUCUUGUCCUCCUGUCCUGUUUGUCAACUUCUUAUCAAGAGCUGCUUUUUAUUAUUGAAUAUCGCACUGAAGAUGGUGGAGGAGGAGAAAAAGCAGGUGACAGGAUACCUCCUUUUCUCCCUGGCCACUGCAGUCAUUGGCUCGCUGCAGUUUGGCUACAACACAGGGGUCAUUAAUGCACCGGAACAGAAACUGCGGGCUUUCUUCAACAACACGUGGAUGGAGAGGUAUGGCGAGCCCAUCAAACCAGGAACGUGCACCAUUGUGUGGAGCUUUUCGGUGGCCGUCUUUAGCGUGGGCGGCAUGGUGGGCUCCUUCAGCGUCGGAGUGAUGGCAGACAGAUUUGGGAGGAAAUUGUCCAUGUUCCUGGUCAACAUCCUGGCUGUGAUUGGAGGCCUCCUCAUGGGUUUCUCCACCCUCUGCUCCUCCUACGAGAUGGUCAUCGCCGGACGCCUCGUCAUCGGCCUCUUCUGCGGCCUCUUCACCGGCCUUACGCCCAUGUACGUGGGGGAGCUGUCCCCCACCCCUCUACGGGGCGCUUUCGGCACCUUGCACCAGCUGGGCGUGGUUGUUGGCAUCCUCGUGGCUCAGAUCUUUGGCUUGGAGUCUCUGCUGGGGUCGGACAAGUUGUGGCCUCUGCUACUGGCUCUGACGGUCGUCCCGGCCAUGCUGCAGUGUAUCCUGCUGCCCUUCUGUCCCGAGAGCCCUCGCUUCCUCCUCAUCAACCAGAACAAGGAGGAGCAGGCCCGCAAAGCCCUGGUGCGUCUGCGUGGCUUUGACGACGUGAGUAAAGACAUGCAGGAGAUGAAGGAGGAGAGUUCCAAGAUGGCCAUGGAGAAGAAGGUGACCAUCCCUGAGCUGUUCCGCACCGCAGCCUAUCGGCAGCCGCUCCUCAUCGCCGUCAUGCUCCACCUCUCCCAGCAGCUCUCCGGAAUCAAUGCUGUGUUCUACUAUUCAACUGGUAUCUUUGAGUCAGCCGGUGUCACCCAACCCAUUUACGCCACUAUUGGAGCAGGAGCUGUUAACACUGUCUUUACAGUGGUAUCUCUCUUCCUGGUUGAGAGGGCGGGACGAAGGACUUUGCAUCUCGUCGGAUUGGCCGGAAUGGCCGUCAGUGCCCUGCUCAUGACUAUUGCCCUCCUGUUGAAGGGCUACUCGUCUCUGAGCUACCUGAGCAUUGGGGCAGUGUUUCUGUUCGUGGCCAUGUUUGAGAUGGGGCCUGGUCCUAUCCCAUGGUUCAUAGUGGCGGAGCUCUUCUCCCAGGGUCCGCGGCCUGCCGCCAUAGCAGUGGCCGGCUGCUGCAACUGGACCGCCAACUUCCUGGUGGGAAUCAGCUUCCCCAAACUGGAGGAGCUGUGUGGGCCUUAUGUCUUUAUCAUCUUCAUGAUCUUACUGAUCUUCUUCUUCAUCUUCACCUUCAUCAAAGUCCCAGAGACCAAGGGCAAGACCUUUGACGAGAUCGCCCGUGAGUUUGGCGGGGCCACCCUGCCCCCUGCCACCUCUGUGGGAGCUCCUCCCACUAGUAUCAGCGUAACACUUCCUGCCUCGCCCAUCAAGGAGAAGGUUCCAUUGGUGGAGGCGGCAGCAGCAGAGGAUAGGUCCAACUCAACUGUACAGGAGAGCUUGUAGAAUCCUGUGUUGGGUCAAUGCUUAAAGUACAAGGGUUGGGGGUCAGCUGGUUCAAAAACAGAUCAAAGCUUAAUUCUUUGGCAGUUCAGGUACAUGGGGACGAGUGUUUGACGUGAAGGGAAAUAUACCGUUCGUGUACAUGGAAAGCCACAACACACAUUUUUGGGUGGAUACAGUAGCUAGAAUGAAUUAGUGUUAUUUUUUCACAUUUCUUUCUGUCAUGUGUAAUAUAUUUCUCAACCUAUAGGUCAAAAUGUGUAUUUUAAUUGUGUUGCCUUCUUUUCCUGAGUGCAUCAUCAUUUAAACAGCUUUUAGUAAAGCCAAAGUGGGUCUAGUCAAAGCAAACAACCUCAAUAGUGUUUCUGGUAAACAAUAGUUUUAACAGUGAAACAGUAGAUUAGGGUCAAUUGCAUUAGUUGGCUUUCAUGGUUUUAGAAAUAGCUUUUUUAAAUAACCCAAUAAUCCCAGAAUGAUCGUACUUGACAUUUAAUUUCAACAGUUGUUGUAUUUGAGAACAAAAUAAUAUGCUUAUACCCUACUCAACAUAAGAAUCCACUGCUAGAGAGAGAGAGAGAGAGAGAGAGAGAGAGAGAGAGAGAGAGAGAGAGAGAGAGAGAGAGAGAGAGAGAUGGUACUUAUUUCACUUUAACUUGCUUUAGGUGCACCUUAUUAACCAAAUAGAAAUCAAUUAAAAUUCCAAGAUUGCUAAUAUACUAUUCAAAAAGCGAUUUAUGGCAAAUUAAUCAACAUAAGGAAUAAUUAGAGAAAUAUUUCCCUGGGGGAGUAGAAUUGCAUUAACUAUAUUGUCUAAGGGGACAGAUAGUUAUUUUGGAUAUUAGAUUAUAAUAGAUUGUGAUAUGAGUCGUGAUGUUAUGAACUUGGAUUUGAUAAGAAUCAACCAUAGAGAGCAAAGGAUCCAUCGGUUUUCCCUGUGGAAUUGAGUGUAAUUUAGAAUUGUUCUGCUGUGAGAGCAUUCAGUCAAAAAUGUGACGGUUAUCUAUUCAGUCUGUAUUUGGAAUAACACAAUGGGACUUUAGUUGUGACCAAAUGUGAGGAUUUGUGCACAAUGCUUUUUAAUGACUCCCCUUUAAGUCUAUACUCUACUUUGUGACACUUUGUCUGAAGAUUAACCUUGUGGAACGUUGUUAAAAAUCGAAAUUUAUUUAAAGAUUUUAUUGUAUUGAUAUACUGUAGUAUAUAUAUAUAUAUAUAUAUAUGUGUGUGUUACAAAAAAAAUAUUUAUUUUUUAUUUGUGGUUGUGUAAAUUAGACGUAGUUAUUUUUCUCCAAGCACUUUCACAAUUUAUUUUGCCUAGAAAGAUGACAGGGUCAUGGCUUUGUUCUUUAUUUCUAUAACAUAUUGUGGAUAUGUGUAUGUGUUGCACUGGGAAAAUACAUUCCUUUGAUGGUAGUAUUCAGUAUUUGACCUCUCCUCCAAGGAAAAAACGUUCUUCAAUGGCAGCCCUCCCUCACUACUGUUAACAAGACUGUGGUACUUUACUAACUAAACCAUACUCAGUUACCUUAUGCACAUUCACUUAUUGUAAAAAGUUAGGAGAGAAUUUAUUUGUAAAUAUGUAUUUUCAAAAUGAUAUUUAUAUGUUGACUGCAGUGGUUGAAUGUGGGCUUGUUCUGGCUUAUGGGAUGCCCAUCGUCCAAUGAGUGAAAAAGAGAAGGAAAGAGAGAACAAGUAUUGGAUUGUUUCCUAUUAAUACACUGAAGCAUUGACAUACAUUACUCUAUUAACUUUGUGUUAAAGUAUUAUUUAUGUCAAAAUGGACACUGGAUAAUAAAAAAAACAGUUCCCUUACCACUGCUUCCCUCACUCUCCCUCUCUCUUCCACUUCCCACAUGCCUUCCACUUGUUCAGUAUCCACCUUAUGCUGUCCCCAGUGUGUGCCUAAAAAAAAGUGUAUUUAUGAGUUGAUGAUCAUUGUAUCCUAUAUUGUCACAGAGAUCUAUUCCAUUUUACAUCAGAAAACCAUGUUGUUUUGAAAUGGAUUUUUACCAAUGUGGUUGGUAUUGCUUUGAUGUUUAUUUUUGUUCCUGGCCUGUGUUUCAUGGCUUUCCGUUUACUUUGGGGGAUUGUGUUUGUGAGUUCCUUGUUUCUGCUGCUUAUUUGUGCUUCUUCUUCAGCUAAUGUGUACUGUAUGUGUGUGUGUGUGUGUGUGUGUGUGUGUGUGUGUGUGUGUGUGUGUGUGUGUGUGUGUGUGUGUGUGUGUGUGAACACGUUCUUCCUGCUUCCAAAGUCUUGUACUCUUAUUCUCCACGAGGCACCAAACAAAGGGGCAUUUAAGCAAGGUCUAUAGCCCAGCCAUAAACAAUUAAAAUGAUUAAAUAAUCAACAUUGAUAUUGAAUUGAAAAAUAUGGUCUAAUUCAUAAAUAUCGAGAUCACGUAAAGUGUAGAAAAGCACACUACUGAAUCCAUUUUGUCAUUUUCCUGUAUUAAAAAAAAAUGUAUCACACAAGCAGUAUAAAUCUGGCUUUGAAAUGCCCUAUGAGACAUUAUGAAAAAUUACAACAAACUAACAACAACUAUACAGCCCUAUAUGUCACGUGUGUUUGUUUCACUUGUGUUUGUAUAUAUGAAUAUACUGUCGUUAAAUAAAACAUCACACAUCUAACAAACACACAACCUUUGAUAUCUUCUGUACAGAUACUAUCCUUGGCAAAUACAAAGUCAGCAUCUUGCUUGGUUUAAUCAAUCAAUGUACUGUGUCUGUGUGUGAAAGUGUAAUAAAUGUUUUGUUAACCUCC